Empidonax traillii (willow flycatcher) is the source of this 1169-nucleotide messenger RNA. It is a transcript of the gene LYPD6, whose product is annotated as LY6/PLAUR domain containing 6. Gene Ontology annotation, molecular function: acetylcholine receptor inhibitor activity. Gene Ontology annotation, biological process: positive regulation of canonical Wnt signaling pathway. The coding region runs from base 28 to 597 and encodes 189 amino acids. Lineage: Eukaryota; Metazoa; Chordata; Aves; Passeriformes; Tyrannidae. The record is from RefSeq and is a predicted model, not a curated record. The transcript is spliced from 4 exons.
UGCCCAUGAGCACGUCCUCACCCGGCCAUGGCCCCGCCGCCUGCGCCGGCCUGGCUGCUGCUGCUGCUGCUGCUGCUCGGCCUGCUCGGCGCCCACGGCCGCGACUUCACCCGCAAGGACAUCGUCUACCUCCACCCCUCCACCACGCCGUAUCCUCGGGGAUUUAAGUGUUUCACCUGCGAGAGGGCCGCGGAUAAUUACGAGUGCAACCGCUGGGCUCCGGACGUCUACUGUCCCAGAGGAACAAGGUACUGCUUUAGCCAACACAUGAUGAAAGUCACUGGAGAGAGUGUGUCUGUCACCAAACGCUGUGUGCCACUGGAGGACUGUCUGUCCACGGGGUGCACCUACAUAAAGCAUGAAGAGUACAAGGUGUGCACGUCCUGCUGCGAAGGCAGCAUCUGCAACCUGCCCCUGCCCAAGAACUCCUCAGACGCCGUGUUCACCACCCUGUCCCCCCUCAGCAAGGCCCAGAGACCGUCCCCUCGUGUCCUGCUGACCACACUGUGCCUCUGGCUGGCGCUGGUGGCCCAGCAGUGGGUGACAAUGGCACAGCUCUGGGUGACAACGCCACAGGUGGCCGGGCCGGGAAGCUGAGCCGGGUGGGAACAUCUCCUGGACAUCCAACCUCUCUCCCUGUGGAGCUGGAGCUCUGGAGUUGGCUCUGAAAGGCUGGUUUUUUCCUCCUGGUUUCUUGGUCAUCACGGACUCCCCGAGCCUGGGGUCGGGAUGGGUUCAAAACCUCCACGUUCCUACGCUGCUUUUCCGAAGAAACUGGUGGAAAAUAUUCCCAGAAUCUUCACAGAAUCGUUUAGGUUGGGAAAGACCUCAAAGACACCGAGUCCAGCCUAAUGUUUGUUGAUGUCUGUCUUGUAUCUGUGAAGAAAUAUUCUUUCCAAGUACCACAUCCCUGCUCACAUCGUCGCUUACUCACUGGACACGUCCCUUUGUGCACUAAUUCCGGUGUCUCCUUAACCUGCUUGAGAACCCAAAAUAAAUAACACACACACUGGCAGUGUCCCCACACCUCCUGACCCUCGUGGAGAGGGCAGGAAUCCGCAGCAAGGAAGCAGCAACCUGGAAGGGAUGAGCUCCAGGGAAAGCAGCAGGAGAUUGGAGCAGCCGGUGCUGCCCCAAGGUGCUUCUGCUGAGGUGUCCAAUGGCCCCCC